AUGUCUGCUUCGACUAAUAAAUCAAUUAAUCCAAAGGAAGAUUUAAAAAAAGAAUUUCUUAUGUUUGAUACAAACAAGGAUGGAUUUAUUGAUAAAAAUGAAUUAAAAAUAGUUUUACAAAAAAUUUUACCAAAAUUUCAAUUACCCGAUGAAGAAAUUCAACGUAUGAUUUCAAAUGUUGAUCGAAACAAUGAUGGAAAAAUUGAUUAUAAUGAAUUUAUGGAAUCAAUCUAUCCACAAUUACCACCAAGCUAA
Adineta steineri is the source of this 255-nucleotide messenger RNA. Lineage: Eukaryota; Metazoa; Rotifera; Eurotatoria; Adinetida; Adinetidae. The record is from the annotation of a GenBank genome assembly.